Molecule: messenger RNA, 2586 nt
Organism: Nilaparvata lugens (brown planthopper)
Lineage: Eukaryota; Metazoa; Arthropoda; Insecta; Hemiptera; Delphacidae
Exons: 7
Coding region: 114-1238 (374 amino acids)
Source: RefSeq, a predicted model, not a curated record
CUUGGACUUCCUACAUCUACCUAAGCUUUUAUGGUUAUUUUUCGUGAACUUCUGAAUAAAUUAGAUUUGAAGUGAAGUUAUUCACCUACUCACACAGCCUAUUCACUGAAAAAAUGUGGACUCUGAUAUUUAGGGAAGAUGAAAGUCUAUAUGAUGCCGUCCCAAACAAUUGGAUAGACAUCAAUAAUCCAACAAACUGCUUCUAUCCUGAUAGGAUGAAAUCAACAACCAUAAAAAUGGCAAGGGAAUGUGCUACAAUCGAAGAAGAUUGGGAAGUUGCCAACAUAGAAAUAAUCAAACGAGACUAUGAUUCAUUUGAUCGAUGCAUGAAAGAUGCAAUCCGGAAAAGUAAAGGGAGAAGGACAGUCACCGAAAGUGAAGGAGAGCCAAGGGGAAAAGGAAAAAGACGGCAACGUGAGGAGACCAGUAGCAGUGAAGAGGAUAUUGAAUUCGCCAAAAAAAUGAAACGGUCGACUCUCCCUCCACUACCUGCACCACCAAGCAUACCUGCACCGUCAAGCAGCAAUCCUCCAGAAAGAUGCUCAACUCCUUCUUCGCAAAAUCCGAGCACACCAAAGAAAAAAUGUAGAAUAGCGAAAAAGCACGUAUGUGCUUUUUCGAUGCCUGGGGGAGCCACUUUGGAAAAUUUGUGCCACGUCUUGUGUGUCAUACAGAGAGGACAAACAGUAAUGAAAAUUGCAAUGCAAGACAUGCAUUUGGAUCUCAUCAGCCGAAUGGAGAAAAAAGACAAGCAGCCCAGAGAUGGAGAAAACAUCAAAGAUGUUGAGUCUGAUGAUGGGGAGGAGUCUCCGGCGGAGGAGGGAAAAGUGUACUCUUUUUCCUUCAAAUCUCUUGAAGAUUUUAUGAUUUUUGAUAAAUCACUCAAACCCAAUGAGGAGAAAAAGAGUGCUGUAUCUGCUAUGUUGAAAGUGGGCUGCCAUACAAGCUGUGGCAGAUCAGCCACAACUACUCUCCGAGGAAUUCUUGGGGACUCUGUGAUAGAGUGUUUCACGUGGAAAGGGCAGCAGCGGUUUGGUGUCCAAAAAAACGCAUUUUACACGACAACAACAAGCAAAAUUCUCAUAAGUGCGCUUUCCAAGAAAUGGAAGGUGAAACCAGAGACAAUUGAGAAAAGUUUCAAGAGCUUUUUAGCUCAAAUGCAGACGAAAAAACGUUCACAGCUUCGCACACUGGAUGAGGAGGAUGACAUUUCAAGGGUCCAGGUUCCACAAGAAUGAAACUUAGAUGAAUACAUUUCAUCAAUCAAUCAAUCAUCAAUCAAUCAUUUUAUGCAGUAAAAAGCAUUAACAAAAUUGGUCCCGCUAAACCUAAAAGAUUUUACAGCAGGUGCCUACAAAUAAUAAAAUGAAUGCUAACUUUAUCAAUAAACUAAGAAAACAAAUUUCAUGUAACUGGGAGUUUAGGAAUUUGAAAGGAGUAUGGGGUAUUAGAUGAACUAAGGAUGAUUAUAAUCAAGUUCCUAUCAUGUAACCAUCGAAGAAUAUUAUUAUAGUCAUCUUGAAUCAAUUUUUCGGCUAUUUUGAAAUUUUUAUGGGCUACUAUCAAAGCAGUGUCGUCUGCAUACAUGAAGAGCUCUCCAUUUUUUAUCACAGAUGGCAAUCCAUUAACGUAAAUGUUAUAUAAAUUAGGCGCUAGUAUACUCCCCUGUGGUACUCCUACAUCACAUCCAUAAGAUUGACUGGUGUAUUUAUCUAAUUUUACAAGAAAAGAGAGGUUAUGUAAAUAAUUCUUGAACCAAUCAUAAUUGUAACCAGAAAUACCAAUCUUAUUCAAUUCAUUCAAAAGAAACUGGUGAUCGAGGGUAUCAAAAGCCUUUGAAUAGUCAAUGAAUAUAGCCAGUACAUGCAGUCUAUUAUUAAGAUGACAGUUAAUUACAUUUGUAAAUUCGACAAGAAGCUGCUCAGUGCCUUUUCCUUUUUGAAAACCAUAUUGAGAAUUAGUAAUUAUUUAAUUGGUUCAAAGAUGCAGAUACAUAUUUUUCAAAUAUUUUUUCAAAGAUUGGAGUUUAGCAAUAGGCCUGUAAUUUGCUAGACAGCUGCGAGGUCCACAUUUGUGUAUUGGUUUGACUGUGGCUUUCUUUAAUGGCUCUUGGAAAAUGCCCUUUCUUAUACUCAAAUUAAUCAGAUUGGAAGUUGAAUUACAUAUUUUUUCUUUUAUCAUCUGCAUAUCGAGAACUCUUAUAUUAUCAAUACCUGGAGAUUUGUUUUUAUUCAAGUUAUUGAUUAUUUUCAAAACAUCAUCUGAGUUUGCUUUUUUAAUAUAAAGACUUUGAUUUGUAGGUGUAUGUAUAUUUUGCAUUAGUAUAUGCGGGCAUUUGUGUACUAUAUUGUUGACGUUCCUCCUGAAUGAUUCCGCAAAUUCAUCACAGAUAUUUUCCUUAGGAAACAAGCCAUCAAACUCACGUAAGAUAGAGUGGUCAGAGUCAUCUCUUGCCCUUCGCCCCAGAAUCCCAUUUAUGCAUUUCCAUUUCAGUUUGAUGUCGUUCUUUGCAUUUUGAAAGUUCAUUAUGAUGAAAUCUCUUUUUCUAUUUUUUAUUAAUUUAUUCACUCUAUUUCUGAACGCACA